This is a messenger RNA of Colletotrichum tamarilloi, 1239 nucleotides long. RefSeq lists its product as uncharacterized. The transcript has a single exon. The record is from RefSeq and is a predicted model, not a curated record. Lineage: Eukaryota; Fungi; Ascomycota; Sordariomycetes; Glomerellales; Glomerellaceae. The coding region runs from base 1 to 1239 and encodes 412 amino acids.
AUGGCAACCUCGAACUACUCCAUGUACCAGCUCAGCGCCGACCACACAUUCCACUUUGAAAUCCUUCGCGCCCUCAGCCAAUCCGUCUAUGACGGCGCCGACCUCGGCGAAGUCCUCACCACCGCCAACAAGAUCAUCCCUGGCGACUUCGCAAGCUACGCCACCUCCUUCUCCGCCCUCGCCUACAGCGUCCUCGACCGCGCAAGGAGCAUCGCGAAAACGAAAUUUCCCGUCUCCGCCCGCAGCGCCUUCUUCGCCGCGGCGACGUACUUUCGUAGCGCCGACUUUUACCUCCACGAGAACGCGUCGGAUCCCCGCAUCUACGAGCUGUGGGGCAACCAGACUGCCGCGUUCGAUGAAGGUCUCGCGUUGUUGACGGUGCCGAAUCAGCGUGUGACGAUUGAGACGGCGGACUUUGAUAUCCCGGGUAUAUGGUUCACGCCUGACGAGGAGGAGACGCAGCGCCCGACGAUUAUUAUGGGGAACGGGUAUGAUGGGUCCCAGGAGGAGAUGUACCACGCCAUGGGCGCCGCCGCUCUCGAGAGGGGAUACAACGUCCUCACCUACGAAGGGCCAGGCAUGCCUUCCGUUCGGCGGUACCAGGAAAUCGGUUUCAUCUACGAUUGGGAGCGAGUAAUUACUCCCAUUGUAGACUGGCUCCUUGACAAGCCCGAGAUGGUCGACCCGUCCUCGAUCGGCCUCCUCGGGUUUUCCUUCGGUGGCUACCUCGCCCCCCGCGCCGCGGCCUUUGAACACCGCCUCGCCGCAAUCUUCGCCGUCGACGGCGUCUGGGACUGGCCGGUCGUCGUGAACGCUACCCUCGGCGCAGAAGCCAUGGCGAUCUACGACUCGGGCGACAGAGCGGCCUUUGACGAGUACGCGAAGCGGUUUCUGCGGCCCGGGGUACCCGCGACGCUGCGCUGGGGUCUCGGGCAUGGGAUGUGGGCGUUCAACACCGCGUCCGCGUACGACUUUGUGACGCUAUCGCUGGAUUAUCGCAUGGAGCCUGUGGUGGAUCAGAUCCGGACGCCUGUUUUCGUGGGCGAUGCACAGAAUGAUUUGUUCUUCAAGGGUCAGGCGGCAGUUCUUGCGGAGGCGUUGGGGGAGUGGGCGUAUUUGCAUCAUUUUACGGAGGAAGAUGGGAUUGGCGAACACUGUGGGAUUGGGGCUUUCAAACAGCACAAUCAAGUUAUUUUUGACUGGUUUCAGAACCUGUUGGACUCCAAGGAAGGUGAAUAG